AUGGCUCAGUCACUGGCUCUGAGCCUCCUGGUCUUGGUUCUGGUCCUCUGCAGCCGUGGAACCCAAGGCAGUGAUGGGGGUGCACAGGACUGCUGCCUCAGGUACAGCCAGAGGAUCAUUCCCUCCCACAUCGUCCGAGGCUACAGGAAGCAGGAAACAAGCAGUGGAUGCCUGAUCUCAGCCAUCUUGUUCGCACCCCGGAAGCGCUCUCAGCCUGAACUGUGUGCCAACCCUAAUGAGGACUGGGUAAAGCAGCUGAUGCAGCGUUUGGACAAGCCACCAGCCCCAAAGAAAAGCCCUCAGGGCUGUGGGAAGGACAAUGGGGCGGCCAAGACUAGCAAGAAGAGAAAGAGCUCCAAAGCCUGCAAGAGGUCUGAGCAGCCCACAGAGCCCAAAGCGGUCACAGCCCAGUGA
Chrysochloris asiatica (Cape golden mole) is the source of this 414-nucleotide messenger RNA. RefSeq names its product chemokine (C-C motif) ligand 21 (gene CCL21). The transcript is spliced from 4 exons. Gene Ontology annotation, molecular function: CCR chemokine receptor binding; chemokine activity. Gene Ontology annotation, biological process: G protein-coupled receptor signaling pathway; monocyte chemotaxis; cellular response to type II interferon. Lineage: Eukaryota; Metazoa; Chordata; Mammalia; Afrosoricida; Chrysochloridae. Gene Ontology annotation, cellular component: extracellular region. The record is from RefSeq and is a predicted model, not a curated record. Bases 1 to 414 code for a protein of 137 amino acids.